Danio aesculapii is the source of this 477-nucleotide messenger RNA. RefSeq names its product protein phosphatase 1 regulatory subunit 17 (gene ppp1r17). The record is from RefSeq and is a predicted model, not a curated record. Gene Ontology annotation, biological process: regulation of phosphatase activity. Lineage: Eukaryota; Metazoa; Chordata; Actinopteri; Cypriniformes; Danionidae. Gene Ontology annotation, molecular function: protein phosphatase inhibitor activity. The coding region runs from base 160 to 414 and encodes 84 amino acids. The transcript has 4 exons.
AUGAGGAUGAUGUGCAUUCAUGGAAGCUAGGAUGAUUGAUACAUGACAAGGGCCCCGUUGUCAUGACAACAGAGAAGGCCCCUCCUCCUGGAGUACAUAACCUCUGCCUUUGAUCAGGCCUGCAGUCACGCUCCGGCUCUGCUGCACUGAGACUGGAGCAUGUCCACCGACUGUGUGAGGUCACUCUCAGACAAAGCCGAACACACUCUCACCAUGCACGAACACCUCUAUGAAAUGGACAACCAGAAACAUGUCGCCGAGGAACAUCAGCAGGGUAAAUUGGGACAGAAAAAACCACGGAGAAAAGACACUCCGGUCCUCAACAGCCCUCCGCUUAUACCAGGCGUGAGAUUGAUGAAGACUGAAGCUCGAAUGAUUCACCAGGAGGAUGAGGAGAAGGAGAUGAAGAAGUAGAUUUGUGGUUGUUAGUAUUUGUUGUUAUUUUCCGAGCCUUCAUUAAAUGUAGGUUUUGCAGAU